Molecule: messenger RNA, 7058 nt
Organism: Castor canadensis (American beaver)
Lineage: Eukaryota; Metazoa; Chordata; Mammalia; Rodentia; Castoridae
Gene: Plin4
Product: perilipin 4
Cellular component (GO): plasma membrane
Source: RefSeq, a predicted model, not a curated record
GGAGCCCAGAGCAGAGCCAGCUGCAGGCUGCCACUCGGACAGAGCUACACACAGUCCAGGUGAACAGGGCCUUGUCUGCCCUGGGGACACAGGCCCCUAGGAGCCAUCAGGGCCGCCAGGGUAGGGCCACAAGGGGCCUGGGACCCCCCCCUACUCCCACGCCUUCUCUGCCCCCUUCCAACUGCCUAACUGUCAUCAUGUCUGCUACAGAGGGAGGAAGCCAGGGUCCCCCCAAGUCCAAGGGCAAGACCCUCAGCAGCUUCUUCGGGUCCCUGCCUGGCUUCAGCUCCGCCCGGAACCUGAUGGUCAGUGCCAGCUCUGCCAAGGAGGCCCGGCCGCCCGCUGACCCUGCAGGUGCUCCGGCCCCUGAGGCCGCCCAGCCCCAGGCUCAGGCAGCCACCGACCUGGAACAGUUGGCCGGGGGAAUGGAGAAUCUGUCACAGCCUUCCGAAAAGUUGGUGUCCAGCCCCAAGGACCUGGAAAGCUCCACGAUGACCAGGACCAAAGAUGCCUUCCCCUCAGGGGUGACCAACAUGGUGGAUGCAGCAAAGGGUGUGGUCCAGGGAGGCCUGAGCUCUACCCAGACAGCCUUCUCAGGUGCCAAGGAGGCGGUGUCCAGGGGGGUCAUGGGAGCAGUGGGUAUGGUCAAAGGGACAGUACAGACGGGUCUGGACACCAGCAAGACCGUGCUGACCGGCACCAAGGACACUGUUUAUAGUGGAGUCACGGGUGCUGUGAAUAUGGGCAAGGGUGCUGUCCAGGGGGGUGUGGACACUUCAAAAGCUGUCCUCACAGGCACCAAAAAUACAGUGGCCACCGGCCUCACAGGGGCAGUGAACUUGGCCAAAGGGACAGUGCAGACGGGCUUGGACACUACCAAGACCGUACUGACUGGCACCAAAGACACGGUGACCACCGGGCUCACGGGAGCAGUGAAUGUGGCCAAGGGGGCCGUCCAGACUGGAGUGGACACCAGCAAGACCGUGCUGACUGGCACCAAGGACACUGUCUGCAGUGGGGCGACCAGUGCCAUAAAUGUGGCCAAAGGGACAGUUCAGACCGGCAUGGACACCACCAAGACCGUGCUGACUGGCACCAAAGACACAGUGACCACAGGACUCAUAGGGGCAGUGAAUGUGGCCAAGGGGGCCGUCCAGACCGGAGUGGACACCAGCAAGACAGUGCUGACCGGCACCAAAGAUACCGUUUGUACUGGAGUCACUGGUGCCAUGAAUGUGGCCAAAGGUGCCAUACAGGGAGGCCUGGACACUUCGAAAGCUGUCCUCACAGGCACCAAAAACACAGUGGCCACCGGUCUCACAGGGGCAGUGAAUACAGCCAAAGGGACAGUCCAGACGGGUCUGGACACCACCAAGACCGUGCUGACUGGCACCAAAGACAUGGUGACCACCGGGCUCACGGGAGCAGUGAAUGUGGCCAAGGGGGCCGUCCAGACGGGAGUGGACACCAGCAAGACCGUGCUGACCGGCACCAAGGACACUGUCUGCAGUGGGGCGACCAGUGCCAUGAAUGUGGCCAAAGGAUCUGUCCUAACAGGACUGGACACCACCAAGACUGUAUUGACUGGCACCAAGGACACCGUUUGUGUUGGAGUCACUGGCGCCAUGAAUGUGGCCAAAGGUGCCAUACAGGGAGGCCUGGACACUUCGAAAGCUGUCCUCACAGGCACCAAAAACACAGUGGCCACCGGACUCACAGGGGCAGUGAACACAGCCAAAGGGACAGUGCAGACGGGCUUGGACACUACCAAGACCGUACUGACUGGCACCAAAGACACGGUGACCACCGGGCUCACGGGAGCAGUGAAUGUGGCCAAGGGGGCCGUCCAGACGGGAGUGGACACCAGCAAGACCGUGCUGACUGGCACCAAGGACACUGUCUGCAGUGGGGCGACCAGUGCCAUAAAUGUGGCCAAAGGGACAGUUCAGACCGGCAUGGACACCACCAAGACCGUGCUGACUGGCACCAAAGACACAGUGACCACAGGACUCAUAGGGGCAGUGAAUGUGGCCAAGGGGGCCGUCCAGACCGGAGUGGACACCAGCAAGACAGUGCUGACCGGCACCAAAGAUACCGUUUGUACUGGAGUCACUGGUGCCAUGAAUGUGGCCAAAGGUGCCAUACAGGGAGGCCUGGACACUUCGAAAGCUGUCCUCACAGGCACCAAAAACACAGUGGCCACCGGUCUCACAGGGGCAGUGAAUACAGCCAAAGGGACAGUCCAGACGGGUCUGGACACCACCAAGACCGUGCUGACUGGCACCAAAGACAUGGUGACCACCGGGCUCACGGGAGCAGUGAAUGUGGCCAAGGGGGCCGUCCAGACGGGAGUGGACACCAGCAAGACCGUGCUGACCGGCACCAAGGACACUGUCUGCAGUGGGGCGACCAGUGCCAUGAAUGUGGCCAAAGGAUCUGUCCUAACAGGACUGGACACCACCAAGACUGUAUUGACUGGCACCAAGGACACCGUUUGUGUUGGAGUCACUGGCGCCAUGAAUGUGGCCAAAGGUGCCAUACAGGGAGGCCUGGACACUUCGAAAGCUGUCCUCACAGGCACCAAAAACACAGUGGCCACCGGACUCACAGGGGCAGUGAACACAGCCAAAGGAACAGUCCAGACGGGUCUGGACACCACUAAGACCGUGCUGACUGGUACCAAAGACACUGUCUGUGGUGGGGUCACUAGGGCAGUGAGUGUAGCCAAAGGCGCCAUCCAGGGCGGCCUGGACACCACCAAGUCUGUGGUCAUUGGCACCAAAGACACAGUGGCCACUGGGUUCACAGGGGCAACAAAUGUGGUGAAAGGGACAGUGCAGACGGGUCUGGACACCAGCAAGACCGUGCUGACUGGCACCAAAGACAUGGUGACCGCUGGGCUCACAGGGGCAGUGAAUGUGGCCAAGGGGGCCGUCCAGACUGGAGUGGACACCAGCAAGACCGUGCUGACCGGCACCAAGGACACUGUCUGCAGUGGGGCGACCAGUGCCAUGAAUGUGGCCAAAGGAUCUGUCCUAACAGGACUGGACACCACCAAGACUGUAUUGACUGGCACCAAGGACACUGUUUGUGGUGGAGUCACUGGUGCCAUGAAUGUGGCCAAAGGUGCCAUACAGGGAGGCCUGGACACUUCAAAAGCUGUCCUCACAGGCACCAAAAACACAGUGUCCGGUGGGCUCACAGGGGCAGUGAACUUGGCCAAAGAGUCUGUACAGACGGGUCUGGACACCAGCAAGACCGUGCUGACUGGCACCAAGGACACUGUCUGCAGUGGGGUGACUGGUGCCAUGAAUGUGGCCAAAGAGACAGUUCAGACAGGCCUGGACACCACCAAGACCGUGCUGACUGGCACCAAGGACACAGUGACCUCUGGGGUGAUGGGCACAGUGAACCUGACCAAAGGUGCUGUACAAACCGGGCUCAGCAUGACCCAGAAUAGUGCCAUGGGGAUGAAGGACUCUGCCUGCAGUGGGGUGACGAGUGCUCUGAGUGUGGCUAAAGGCACCGUCCAGAGUGGCCUGGACACUUCGAAGGCUGUCCUCACAGGCACCAAAAAUUCACUGUCCACGGGGCUCACAGGGGCAGUGAACGUGGCCAGAAGGACAGUGCAGACGGGUCUGGACACCAGCAAGACCGUGCUGACCGGCACCAAGGACACUGUUUAUAGUGGAGUCACGGGUGCUGUGAAUAUGGGCAAGGGUGCUGUCCAGGGGGGUGUGGACACUUCAAAAGCUGUCCUCACAGGCACCAAAAAUACAGUGGCCACCGGCCUCACAGGGGCAGUGAACUUGGCCAAAGGGACAGUGCAGACGGGCCUGGACACCACCAAGACCGUACUGACUGGCACCAAAGACACGGUGACCACCGGGCUCACGGGAGCAGUGAAUGUGGCCAAGGGGGCCGUCCAGACGGGAGUGGACACCAGCAAGACCGUGCUGACCGGCACCAAGGACACUGUCUGCAGUGGGGCGACCAGUGCCAUGAAUGUGGCCAAAGGAUCUGUCCUAACAGGACUGGACACCACCAAGACUGUAUUGACUGGCACCAAGGACACUGUUUGUGGUGGAGUCACUGGUGCCAUGAAUGUGGCCAAAGGUGCCAUACAGGGAGGCCUGGACACUUCAAAAGCUGUCCUCACAGGCACCAAAAACACAGUGUCCGGUGGGCUCACAGGGGCGGUGAACUUGGCCAAAGAGUCUGUACAGACGGGUCUGGACACCAGCAAGACCGUGCUGACUGGCACCAAGGACACUGUCUGCAGUGGGGUGACUGGUGCCAUGCAUGUGGCCAAAGGGACAGUUCAGCCGGGCCUGGACAACAGCAAGACCAUGCUGAGUGGCACCAAGGACACUGUUGGUGAUGGCCUCACUAGCGCUGUGAACAUGGCUACAGGUGCUAUGCAGGGUGGCUUGGCCACCACCACCACCAUGCUCACUGGUACCAAAGACAUAGCAUCCACUAUGCUCUCUGGGACAGGGGCUCUGGCCUCAGAUACCAUCCACACAGGUCUCAGCACCAUCCAGAGUUGGUUCCCUGGUACCCGGGGCACUAUCUGGGGCAGAGCCAGCAGUGACAGGGCUACUGAGUUGUGCGGGGAACAGACCAGUCCGUACCCCCACGCUUGUGGGCUCUCCCCGCUCCUUGAUGGGUAUGAGACAGCUGUGAGCACAGAGGAAACCACAGGCUCUGCGCUGUUUCGGGACGAGUUGGAGGGACUGGGCGAGAUCUUCCACCCCAUGAACGUGGAUGAGCAAGCCCUGCUGGAGGCCUCAGAACCUGGCCCCAAGGUGCUCUCAGCUGACCAGGGCAGCUACUUCGUCCGCUUAGGUGACCUAGCCCCCAGCUUCCGGCAGCGGGCAUUUGAGCACGCCUUGAGCCACGUGCAGCACAGCCAGUUCCAAGCCCGGGAUGCUCUGGCCCAGCUGCAGGACACCUUCCAGGUGAUUGAGGCCACGCAGGAUCUGGGAGGACAGCCAUGUAGGAACCCAGGCUCCAGCACCAUGGCAGAGGUCACUGGGAUCCAAGAGGCACGUGACGAAGCCAUUCUGUCUAGAGUCUGUGCCCUCCUCUGCCAGCUCCACGCAGCCUACAGUGGCCUGGCCUGUGGCCUGAGGGGCCUGCCUGCUGAGCUGCAGCGGCAGGUGGGGCAGGCGCGCCACAGGCUCUGUGAGUUCUAUGGCCUUGUGUCUGAGGCCAGGUCUGUUGGGGAGCUGCAGGCAGAGCGCAUGACACAGAGCCGUGCAGGUGUGAGCCAGGCGUGGCAGGGGCUGGAGGUGCUGCUGGACAGCCUGCACCACAGCCCCCCUCUCGGCUGGCUGGUGGGGCCCUUCACGCUAGCCUCUGGCGCCCAGCAGCUGUAGGAGCCUGCCAACCCGGACAGCAUCACUCUGCUCCUUCUUCUGGCCCCCAACCCAACUCACUUCCCCAAAGCCCUGGGCCCUGCAGGCUGGAGAAGUUCCCUGAUAUGUGAGUUCGAGUCCAGCUGCCUCUCUGGCCCCGGGUGUGGGCCUACCCCUGCCUCCCACCCUUCUCCCCAAGCUUCGCCAGUCCUCUCCUAGAGCUGGGCACAGCCUCUCCAACUAGAAAGAUGUGGGCGCUGCCUCAGCCUAGCAGUCCUCUACCAGCCUCACUAGGACCCCUGUAUUAUCAGGCUCUUCAGGCCCCACUGCCACUCCCAUAGCAACCCUCUACAUCCAGGCUCAGCUGAGGGCAGCCCUGGCUUUUGGCAAACGCACUGGCUGCCUUGGAGCCUCAUUUCUUUAUAGCAGAAUUUUACCAGCAUGCCACAGCCAUACUGAGGCAGGCUCCUGUGGCAUCCGGGGCAUGCAGCCACAUGAGGACAGCUGCCUGCAGCCAUGAAGGCCUGGACGGAGGGCUGCUCAGCUACAGUUGGAAAGACAGCAAAGCCAUGUCCCACUUCAGGUCUCUGCCAUGCAACCAUGCAGCUUUGAGAAGAUGGGAACCAUUCGCCCUACACACUUUGAGAGCUGGGUCAGGCACAGUGCAAGGUGAGACCAGCGCCUGUGGUGGCAGCCACCAAAGCCCCUUCCUCCCUCGCCACAGGCACCAUGGGUCCUCAGAGAAGCCCUGGCCUGCGGAUGGGAAAGCUGACCAGAGAGGGCUGGAGGCUGUGGAGACCACAGAAAGCAGCAGGUAACUCCCAUGACGGGGACCCGUGGAGAGCCUUCCUCGAUCUAACAUGCAAAGCACCGGAGGGUGCAACAUGGCUGACCGCAUCUGGCCAUGCACAGACACCACGCCCAGUGUCCUGAGCUCAGCUCCUUCCAUGACAGGCGGGCCAGGCUCAGGAGGCCCUGCCCACCACGCCACACCAAUUUCUUGUCUGGCACUGGGGACUUGGCCAUGGUGGCAAGGGACAAUCGCUUCCGUGGCAGAAGCCACUGCUGAAGGAGCAACUCCUGUGCACCAGGUGGCUUGCCGGAAGCCACAUGCACAGAUCAAGUGCAUGCGAUGAUCCAUGGGUCGCCCCUUGUACAGAGAAGACAAGAGAAGCCCAGAAAGAAAGGUCACUUGCCAAGACUGCCAGUGAGCCAGCCACAGGGCUGGGAAGAGUGUGGGGGCCUGCUCCACCCCAGCACCAUGCACUCUGAACAUCCCAGGCAUGAUCACACAGCCUGAGCUGGCAAGGGACUCUUGAGUCCUUCCUGGGGCCCCAAGAGUCACCUGCAUGAGGUGGGACAGGGAGGUGGUCAGGCCAGGGGAAGGAGGCAGCAGCCUUCAGGGGUAGCAUGGUCUCCACAAGGGCCAACCUCAGACCAGGACAGCCGUCAUCCCCAGCAUGUCUGUUCGGUGUUCCCGCCUCCAAGUGAGCUGCAGAGCCCAGAGGCUCCUCUCCCUCCUUCCUCCCCCCUCUAUCCCUCCUUCACCAGCUGCAGGAACCCUCAAAGACAUGGUCUACCCUUGCUGCUCACGGUGGCCCAAUGGCGUGGUCCUCUGAUGGCUGCACACUGUUCCCCAGCUAUGGCCCCAGCUGCACCACUGACAUUAGCAAACCGAGCCAAUAAAAGUGAUCUCUU